Molecule: messenger RNA, 2273 nt
Organism: Gymnodraco acuticeps
Lineage: Eukaryota; Metazoa; Chordata; Actinopteri; Perciformes; Bathydraconidae
Product: fibronectin type III and SPRY domain-containing protein 2
Exons: 13
Coding region: 281-2164 (627 amino acids)
Molecular function (GO): protein binding
Source: RefSeq, a predicted model, not a curated record
AACUGAUACUGGUUUUAAGUUACAUGAGUAUACACAGUGUUAUCAAAACUAAGGUUUAUUAUUAGUUGUGAGCUUAUUUUCAAUAAAUAUCCAACUUUCUGCAUGUGUGUUUGGCAUUCAUGUGAUAUUUGAGCAAUCCGAGUAGCUUACCAUCUAUUUCUGUCACAGCUGCUUGGUGAGGGUUGGACUGCCUUCACAGCUGACUUGUCGGACACCAGUGUUGGCCUAAAAUGGCCGUUGAGAACAGACUGUUUUGCUGAAUUAUCAAGCCCCUCUCCCCAUGGACUUGUUUGAGAUCAGAGGAGGCACACUGGAUGUGAUUGCAGAGGAAGCUGAGCACCAGGAUUUGAGCAGAGAUUCAACCAUCAUGGCAGACAGAGAAGCGAGGCCCCCCCGAGGUGUGUCCACCUUCCAGAGGUUUUCUGUAGGCACCAACGAGUCCCUUCACUUUGAGCCCUGUGAGGACAGCCUUCCAUCUCCCACCCCACCAGAAGAUGAACUGGAUGAUGACAAUGUGUUCAGAGAGGGAGAAACUGAGGGUGAGAUCGUCACAGUCAGGAAUCGAUUGCAAGGGAAAGUUGCUGAAAUGGAGAACUUUGCAGGUCAUCUGGAAGAAAUCUUUCUCACUGUGGAGGAGAAUUUUGGCCGUCAGGAGCAGCACUUGGAGCAGCACUACAACGAUGUGCUGCUGACGUUGUCUCAGCGUUACGACGAGAGGGCGGCGGGGCUGGAGGAGGAGAAGAAGGGCAAGCUAGAGGCGCUGUACAAGCAGCUGCUGGCCUGUGGGCGAGCCAUGGACGCCUCCAAGGAGCUCAUUGAGACGGCCCAGAAGGUGUACCGCAGCCAGGACAAGAGGCUGUUCCUCAAGGCAGUUAUGCCCACCAUUAAAAGAAUUGAGGACUUUGCCAAAGAGGAGGUUGAGCUCACGUUGUCUACAAGUCUGGAGUUUAAUACACCACUCUCUGACAUGUCGGAUGUUAAAACCAUGAUGGACUCCAUCAACGUUGUUCCAGCUCCAUCAGCCCCGGUAAUCAACCCACAGAUGCCCAACUCGGCCUCCCAGACGUCCCUGCGUGUGUGCUGGAGCCUGUUCUCCGACGACACGGUGGAGUACUAUGAGCUCUACUACAGGCCGGUGCUGGAGGACACACCAGCAGACAGCUCAUGUGCACCACCUGUCAGCAAGGUGAAAGUGAAGGAGACCCACUGCACUGUGGCAGAUCUGCUGCCAAACGCUCAGUAUGAACUCUGGGUGACUGCCACCAACACCACGGGCAUCAGCCCAGCGAGCGAGAAGGCCUUAUACAUGACAGUGCCAUCGCCUCCAGUGAUAAAGCAGAGGGAGUGUACCAGCUGUCCAGAGGCUGCUCUGAUCCGCUGGGAGUCAGGGAACACCAACCCUGUGGACUCUUACACGGUGGAGCUCAGUGAGAUGGGCACUGAUGGAACAGAGAAUGCCAUAACUGAGUCUAUUGUAGCCGUGCCAACCUGUCAGUGUGUGAUCCAGCUGCAGACAGGGCGCCGUUACCUCAUCUCUGUGAGAGCAGUCAACAUCGGUGGGCCCAGCGACAGGAGUGAAGUGAUCACCGUCUCCACGACAGGUACACUCUUCUACCUCCUGGAGGAAACUGCCCAUUCUUGCCUUUCCAUCUCUGAGGACGGCUUCACAAUUUUCUAUGGAGACGAGGAGCUGCCAAUCAGCGCUAUGGCCUUAGACGAUAACAACACCUUUAGCAGAUGUGUUGCUGUCCUGGGGGAUCUGAUCCCAGUACGAGGCAGGCAUUACUGGGAAGUUGAGGUGGAUGAUGGGACAGAGUUUAGGAUCGGAGUUGCAUCUGAGGACACGGAGAGGAACUCCUACCUCGGAGCCAACAACACCUCCUGGUGUAUGAGACACAUUCUCACUCCAUCCAGGCAUAAAUUCGAGUUUCUGCACGGCGGCUGCAGUCCUGACCUGAGGAUCACAGUGAACCCAGUGCGGAUCGGGGUGGCUCUGGACUACGAGAGGGGGACUCUGUCCUUUUUCAACGUGGAUCUGGAACAACACCUACACACUUUCCACUGUAACUUCCCAAAUGAUGUGCAGCCCUGCUUUGGCCUGGAUAACCCAGGAGCUCUUACUGUGCACAACGGCAUCGAGGCUCCCGAGUACGCAUUCACCUGACAGCAGAAUGACGGAAUAAAACCCAGGGCUGGAAGGACGUGAAAUAACUUUGUUUUUCUUACUUAACAAAGUUCUGGGAGAGUCCCAAUAAAAAAAGCAUAUGCCGGCU